Molecule: messenger RNA, 993 nt
Organism: Dendrobium catenatum
Lineage: Eukaryota; Viridiplantae; Streptophyta; Magnoliopsida; Asparagales; Orchidaceae
Product: dolichol-phosphate mannose synthase subunit 3
Exons: 6
Coding region: 464-733 (89 amino acids)
Biological process (GO): GPI anchor biosynthetic process
Cellular component (GO): dolichol-phosphate-mannose synthase complex; endoplasmic reticulum membrane
Source: RefSeq, a predicted model, not a curated record
UGUGCCAAAAAAAAAGAAAGAAAGCUCAACGGAGCAACGACGGAGUUUGUACAAUCUUUGCCAUUGCCCAUCUAUUUGUAUAAUUUCUCAUCUCUUUAGUCUCGGUCUUUGCUCUUCCUAUAGCCUUAAGCCCGUCUUUUUUAGGGUUUACUUUUUCUCGUCGCCAUUUCUUCGUUACUACUUCGGCUUCGCGUGCUUUGAGUGAAAGCAGCGUUUUGAAAGAGUCCGAAGCUUCUCCGCCUCCUUCAGCGACGUCGGAUCGGAAGUGUCGACAGGAGCUCGCCGCGAAGGAUUUGGACUAAAUCAUGAAUCUAAAGAGCCCCUUAAAUUUCUCCUGCAUGUGUAAUCGACUUUGAAUUUGUGGGGUUUUGGGUUACUAGUUGAGCAGCCUUUCACAAUGAGUUAGCAGGUGCGCACUUCUUAUGCAUGGGAAGAUAUUAGUAAAAACAUAAGCUACCAUAAAAUGAAGCACAUCUUAAAGAUUUUGGGAUUACUUGUUGCUGUAUCUGCUGUUUGGAUUGGCCUAUUGGAAGCAUCCAUUGUUCCAAGUAGCCAUGCUUGGCUGCUUCCAGUAUACUUGAUUGUUUCAUUGGGAUGCUAUGGUCUUCUAAUGGUUGGAGUUGGUUUGAUGUUCUUCCCAACUUGCCCUCAAGAAGCUCAAUUGUUACAUAAGGAUAUUGCAGAAGCUAAGGAAUUUCUGAAGAAGAAAGGACUUGAUGUGGGCUUGGAUUAACUUGAGACAACUUUUAUAUGUUUUGUUUGGCUUUGUUUGGAAUAGCUUUCUAACUGUUUUCUUUAGAUUUUUUUUAUUAGAAAUCUGCUUUAGAAAAUAGUAAGAAAGCUGUCCCAAACGAAAUCUUAUUGUUGUGGAGUUUUGAAAGCAACUUCAUUCUAGGUUUUUGUGAAUUUCGACUCUAAAAAGAAGUUAGAAAAUUUGCCCAUGUAAUGUUAUUUUAAAAUUAUUAUAUCAAAAUUUGUUCAAUUUUUUGUUCA